Molecule: messenger RNA, 2671 nt
Organism: Acanthopagrus latus (yellowfin seabream)
Lineage: Eukaryota; Metazoa; Chordata; Actinopteri; Spariformes; Sparidae
Gene: znf385d
Product: zinc finger protein 385D
Exons: 8
Coding region: 434-1714 (426 amino acids)
Cellular component (GO): nucleus
Molecular function (GO): zinc ion binding; nucleic acid binding
Source: RefSeq, a predicted model, not a curated record
UCGUUCCCUGAGAGAUGUACGAAAAUGAAGAAAAACGUUGAAGAAAGUGGGACAUAAAUUCCCGAAUCCGUCACUUGUCUGGAUCCAAACAAAAAAAUUUAAUGGGGUCCAUUCUGGGCCGAGAACCAUCCUUCAAUCCAAGUUUCGUUGAAAUCUGUUCUGUUGUUUUUAUACUUCUCAUAAACCAACAGACACAACUGGAAGCAUCAACUCCACGGGGAAGUAAAUGAAAUAUAAACAUCUGACUCGACGAAAUAAUACUGAAUUAUUACAAUCACAUUAUGCAGAAACUGUGUUAAAAUGUUCGUAUGUAUUUGAGCCCGGACGUUUCAGUACGCGUGACAAACUGAGAUCCACCAGCUGGCUGCGAGCGGAUGACUGCAGGAGCUUCUGAGAGCCCAGAGCAGCAUGUAACACAUGUCAAAAUGGCCUCAUGCCCGCCCUGGUGCGCCCCGCCAUGCCUGCCGUCCAGACCUCACUGGGCAUGAAGCAGUUCCUCCCGUUUCCAUUGGAUACGGCCUCGGCGGUCCGCCUCUUCCCGGGAUUCAACGCGAUGGACCCGGUGCAGAAAGCCGUCCUCCAUCACACCCUCGGCAUCCCUCCCACCGCAAAGAGGAGGCACGUCUCCUGCAGCGUGUGCCAGCUGAGGUUCAACUCACAGAGCCAGGCCUUGGCCCACUACAAGGGGACCAAACACGCCAAGAAGCUAAAAGCCCUGGACGCUCCGAAGACUAAGCUCAAAGCCUCGGUGGUCACCAAGGAAACCGCCAACCAGGAGAUCGCCAAGGGCAUCAACACCUCGCAGGUCCCCGACGGCACAGACAGGAAAGAUGGCGUCCCUGGAGCAGCACCCCUCCCGCUCUCCCCUGUGCUCAGACUGGCACAGCCGCUGGCAUCCUUGAUGACCCUCACGCCGCUGACGCCAGCACCCGCGGCCUCACCCGUAGUCCCGAGCAGCACGGCGGCCGUCGCCCCAGAGACUCCCUCGGUCGCCGGAGGGGACGAGAGGCCAGCCGAGCUCGGCUCGCCGUCAGAACCGGACCCGGAGCCCGAGGCCGAGCCCGAGGCGGAGACAGACGCUGAAACAGAGGAGGAGAAAGCUCGGCGUCUCCUGUACUGCUCGCUGUGCAAAGUGGCGGUCAACUCUGCGUCACAGCUGGAGGCUCACAACAGUGGUACGAAGCACAAGACGAUGCUGGAGGCCAGGACCGGCGUGGGCUCCAUCAAGUCUUUCCCCCGGCCGGGAGUCAAAAGCAAACUGGCCGUGACCACCAAAUCAUCGACGGGCCUGCAGAACAAAACGUUUUACUGUGAGAUUUGCGACGUGCACGUCAACUCAGAGACUCAGCUAAAACAGCACAUCAGCAGCCGGCGUCAUAAAGACCGGGCGGCAGGUAAACCAGCCAAACCGAAAUACAGCCCGUACAGCAAACCGCUGAAAGGCCAGACCAAGCAGCCGAUAAAGUUGUCUCUGGGUAAGGAGCGGCAGUGUCAGCCUCUCACCACGCAGAUGAUACCCGCUCACCUGGCGGCCGUCGCAGCAGCCGCCGCCGCCGCCAUCAACAACUCUUUCUCGCACCGCACGAACCACGCCACUAACCACGCCGCCACCCCCGCCCUCUUCCAGACACAGACCCUCCCUGCCGCACUGCUCCGCCCGGCCCCUGGGCCUGUCAGGACCUCCCACCCACAGGUCCUAUUUGCCCCUUACUGACCUGUCUGACCCGGGCGGAUCUGAACCGCCACCCGUCAAGGACCAAACCCACCCGCUCCACCCAGACCAGGCGAAGGAGUCGUGGCAGCAUCUGUGCUCCUUUUUAUGCAUCCGGGAUACUGAACAUCCUCAUACUGUGAUCGGACCUUUACCACGUCUCUCCGCUCCUCGUAUGGAAUAUCCCACCUUCAGAGAUGAGCCGGGCCGCGGUGAAGCGUCGGGUUCUCUCACGAUAGAUUUAUUUCUCUAUUCCCACUGUAACCCUGAGCUGCAGCACACAUGCUUCCUGUGCCAUACUGCAGCCCGUGGCUCACACCCGGACCCUGGACUUGGUCCCACAUUGUACCGCAAUAAUGUAUAAGACUAACCCCCGUGAACUAUGCAGUGUCAUUAUUUCAUGAUGCAAGGCACAGUUUGAGCUAAACGUGUGGUAGGGAUGUGCUUUUUGUAAAGAUACAGCGUGGCACUAAGAUCAUUGCUUUAGUGGAGGAUCACCAUCGCUCAUAAUUUAAAAAAAAGAAAAAAAGAAAAAAGGCUGUUACUGAUCCUGAGAGCGAAGCACGAGCCUCCUCUGUUCCUGUAUGCACUUUAAGCCCCUCCUCUGUUGAUGUCUACAUUAGAUGGCUAGACUGUGUUAGAUCGUUUAGAGUACGUGUCGUAAAACGUGUGUUUCCGUGUUCGUCCUCGCAUAUCUGUACGUGUGUGCAUCUGCAUGGGUGCGUGUGAUUGUCCAUCUGUGUUCGAGUGUGUGUGUGUGUGUGUGUGUGUGUGUGUGUGUGUGUGUGUGUGUGAGAAUGGAAGAGCUCCCACCCACCAUCAUCCAUCCCCAGUCGAUUAUCCAGCACACAUCGUCACUGACCACGUCUCGGGCCAGAGGGACCACAAAGGCUUGUGUAUAUUAACUGUCAGUGUGUAUAAGGUGAACAAUUUCAAAUAAAAAGAGUCCUAAUUUGUUAA